UGAUGAGCUUUUUUUCUGACCAAGUCGCCUGUAGCCCUCACCCCACGUUGCACUCACGGAUUGCGCCGGACAAGAUCACGCUCCAUCUUUUCGCACUUUUGGGAGAACACUCGCGUACAUAUAGCAAGCACCCUCUUCUCCUUCGGACUCAGCGUGUCCGAGAACUCUCACAACCCCUCCUGAACGACCGCAAGAAAGCAAUUCCCCGACUGUCUCGGAUACCGACAUCAACAUGCCUGCAGGAUCCUGCUUAAUCACCGGCGGUACCGGCUACAUUGGCUCGUUCACCGCACUGGCCUUGCUUGAAGCAGACUACAAAGUGGUCAUUGUUGACAACCUCUACAACUCGUCUCCUGAGGUGCUGAACAGGAUAGAACUCAUCUGUGGGAAGAAGCCCGAGUACUACAACGCAGACAUUACCGACGAAAAGGCCCUGGACGAGAUUUUUGCCAAACACCCCGACAUCGACAGCGUCAUCCACUUUGCUGCCCUCAAAGCGGUCGGCGAGUCUGGCGAGAUCCCCCUCGACUACUACAAAGUCAACGUCUACGGCACACUGUGCCUGCUCCGCUCCGCUGCCCGACACAAUGUCACCAACAUCGUCUACUCCUCCUCGGCGACUGUCUACGGCGAUGCCACCCGCGUCCCAGGCAUGAUCCCCAUCCCAGAAGAGUGCCCCCUGGGCCCGACGAACCCGUACGGCAACACCAAAUUCACAUCCGAACUCAUGAUCACGGACCACAUCAACGCCGAACGGGCCAAGGCCCAGAAGAAAGGUGACACCUCGGCCGUGAACAAGUGGAACGCAGGUCUGCUACGGUACUUCAACCCUGCCGGUGCCCACCCCAGUGGUAUUAUGGGCGAAGACCCAUCUGGCGUGCCCUACAACCUGCUGCCCCUUCUGGCGCAAGUGGCCAACGGCAAGCGCGAGAAACUUCUGGUCUUCGGAGAUGACUACGCCUCCCACGACGGAACCGCGAUCAGAGAUUACAUCCACAUUCUCGACCUGGCCCAAGGUCACCUCAAGGCUCUCGACUACCUUCGCGGCCAAAACCCCGGAGUCCGGGCGUGGAACCUGGGCACCGGCCGAGGCUCGACGGUCUUUGACAUGGUCAAGGCAUUCAGCAAGGCCGUCGGCCGCGAUCUGCCGUACGAGGUGGCCGGCCGGAGAGCGGGCGACGUGCUCGACCUGACGAGUAACCCGUCCAGGGCGAACAGAGAGCUAGGCUGGAAGACACACCGCACCCUGGAGGAAGCCUGCGCGGACCUGUGGAAGUGGACAGAGAACAACCCCGAAGGAUACAGACAGCAACCGCCAAAGGAGUUUGUCGAUGCUCUCAAGAAGAACAACUAAGCGCCCCGCGAAUAACAAAUCACCCCUUGAAAUUGGAAGUGCAAACACGACAACAACGGACCUUGUCGAGUGCAAUGUGGCCAUGAGGGUGUGUGCAGAGUAUGGAACGACGUGGCGGCCUUUUAUCCGGUAGAGGAAAAGUUUUCCGGUUGCAGAACCUGGGCUGGAGUUGUCUUUCUGAAGAAUAAAACGAAGAGAUAAGAAUGCAUUGGUGACAAACGAGAAUCGAGACCAGGCCCGUUACGGGACGAGGAAAUUGAUAUGGGCGGUACGGAAGUGUCAACAUGUGGGAAAAGAACCGGUCAAUAGUUUGGGUCAUUACUUGUGCAUCUUUUCUUUUGCUCCUGGUCAAUGGCCGUCAUCGACGCUUGCAAUGGUCGGGUUUGCCUCGAUUGGUACGGGAACGAGUGGAAUUGUAGAUAGAUGGUCACACUCCAUACUCUCGGGGCGUGCCUCUUGGAGCGUUGAGCCCUUUUUGUCUCCGCUCAAGUUGUUGGGUGUCGGGUAAUCAUUGUUUGUUACCUGACGCCCGUAGAUAUGAUUGUUUUUCCAGAACAUACAAAUCGAUUUGAAAACGUG
Molecule: messenger RNA, 1933 nt
Organism: Exophiala oligosperma
Lineage: Eukaryota; Fungi; Ascomycota; Eurotiomycetes; Chaetothyriales; Herpotrichiellaceae
Product: UDP-glucose 4-epimerase GalE
Exons: 2
Coding region: 233-1354 (373 amino acids)
Biological process (GO): beta-D-galactose catabolic process via UDP-galactose, Leloir pathway
Cellular component (GO): cytosol
Molecular function (GO): UDP-glucose 4-epimerase activity
Source: RefSeq, a predicted model, not a curated record